UUUAACCCUAGCUAGUUGUACUACGUUAAUAAAAGCACAGUUUGUGUAAUCCAUCCGAGAUGAUUUCGGCAUAAUGAUGGAUCACAAAAUGGAGAAAAGUCCUGCUAUCAAUAGCAAAGACAUGGUGGAAUGGGGAGUUAAGCAAGCUAAACUUGCAGUUGCUGUUGCCAUAAUAAAGAGUAAACCUCCUGGGAUAAGUGGUCGACAGCACGCUGAACAUUUGGCCAGUAAGCUGAGGAGCCAGGAUGAGAACUGGAAGAAAAAGUUUCAUCAGCUGCAGGGGGAAGUGCUUAGACUUCGCCAAGAGCUCCUUCUCAGCCGGAUGCAUGCAAAGCCAAACAACGACAGUGAAACGGUGACUUGUGUUGGAGAUGGCGUCUGUGAACUGCCCUCUCAGGACCUAGCGGGCUCGGCGACAGACCCGCUCACCUCCAACAUGGACUCCGGCUGUGGGACGGACCACACAGAGACCACUACAGACGCUGAGCGGCCAGCCUCCCCGCUCGCCACCUGCGCGCGCCUCCCGACCUCCGGGCUGUGUGAGGCAGGGCUCCAUGGGAAGGCCGCGCUCCUCCACAUGCAGUUCCUCCAGAGCCUGUUGGGCCUGAGCAGGGCAGACUGGGAUGCUGUGGGUACACCGGCCGGAGAGCUCGGCCCGGACGGAGACGGGGACGGGUCGGUGAUGGCGGACUCGGUGUCCCAGCUGCUGACGUGUUUGGCGGCGGCGGCGAGUGGGGACGUUCGACCCCUGACCCCUCAGUCACUGCUCGGCCAGGCGUCUCGGGUGGCAGCCCGGGCGGUGGACGCCUGGCUGUCCCACAGGGAGCCCCCCCCGCGGUUUGCGGCACACGUGGAAGGCGUCCUGGAUGAGCUCGUUGGGAUGCUGCUGUGCAAUGAUCAGCUGAACAGGUUCCGGGUUCAGGAGAGGCUGACAGAAUGCCUGGUCCUACUGGGUGGGAGCUGCUACCUGAGGUCGCUGCUCAUCAGUCACGGGCUGUCUGAGAUCAACCGGAUGGCAGAGCAUCUUUGGAUCACCUGCCAGGCAGGGCCACAGCCAGAGGAAACGGACGUCAGAACUUGUUCUCGUAAAGGGAAUUUGCAGCUAAAAGGGCAAUUCCAUGCAAAGUCGCUGCGGCCUGCCGUGCGGUUCGUCUCACGGCCCGGCAACGGGUUUGAAGAACGGUCAGAUUAAGAGCAGCGGAGGGGUUGCUAGACCAUUAAAUAGCUGGAAUCAAAGUCGUCCUCAGCCCCACAAAGCAGCGCAGAAUCUCAUUAGAGCCCUAACUGAGAGGGGAAAUCGAGCUAUUUGAUCAAAGUCCAUGUUAUGAGGAAACAAAGCCUGGAGUCACCAGUGCAUCUGUAAAUUGCCUCCUCCUUCCGUGGCCUUUAGACAUUCAGUGCCGAUGCCGAUGAGCCCUUGGGCCUACAAAUGGGUUGGGCCUCACUAACUAACAUGGACAUUUCAAUUUCAAAGUUGGGAUAACAUUUUGUCUCUCUCUGAAGGCCAUUUGCCUUCCACAGCCAGGUCUUCUAAUUGUUUUCAUCUUGUGAAUUUAAAAAGCGGCGUAUAUCUCCACAGUUCCUUUAGCAAGAGGCAGUGUGAGGCAGGAUGCUAAUCUGUUUCAGGGCCUUUCCCCAAAAUCCUUUCCCCAAUGCUGAAUACAGACCGUCACCUGGUCCCAUUUUUUUGACUUUUUAGUCUUUGGUAUGGUGGUU
This is a messenger RNA of Esox lucius (northern pike), 1716 nucleotides long. It is a transcript of the gene mei4, whose product is annotated as meiosis-specific, MEI4 homolog (S. cerevisiae). Gene Ontology annotation, cellular component: lateral element. The transcript is spliced from 6 exons. Gene Ontology annotation, biological process: spermatogenesis; DNA recombination; homologous chromosome pairing at meiosis. The record is from RefSeq and is a predicted model, not a curated record. Lineage: Eukaryota; Metazoa; Chordata; Actinopteri; Esociformes; Esocidae. Bases 74 to 1192 code for a protein of 372 amino acids.